AUGGCAGCCCCACCAGUCUCCUCCUCCCAAACCGAAUGCCCCUUCUGUCACAAAUCCUUUGGUAGAGCAGAUGUUGCCCGACGUCAUGCCCGCUCUUGUCCAGCCCGAAAGGGUCGCGCUUUACCAGCAGUCGCUAAGCGGGGAAGAAAGCUUCGUGCUUGCGAUAAUUGUGCGAAGGUGAAGCUUUCUUGUAAUGUGGCUCUACCGUGUCGGCGAUGUGCAGCUAAAGGCGUUGAGUGUGUUUACAGCGCGCUAUGCCACGAUACUUCACACAGGUCCACUGUUGCUGAGAAACCGAAGGAUAAUCGACAUAGUUUGUCGUUCUUGCUGCAGGCUAGCGAUCCCAGUCAUACUUCUCUGGAUGUCACUGUUGCUGCUGAGCCGGAGAGGACAUCAGAGGAGCCGACUUGGAGACAUCAGGAUCAAUUGGAUGCAGGAACUGUUGAUCCAAAGUUUCUGCUUUUGAACUUAUCGGAUAUGUUACUCGAUGACCCUAUGGAUUACGAGAACCCUGGCGAUGGCCUACAGUUUCAGAACAUCUUCAAUAUACCAGCCACUACAAACGAUACUCUCGCAACACGAAUCACCACCUUGUCAAGUGACCUCCAAGAGAUGGUCACCAACAAACCUCAUCUAAAAGAAGCGCUGGAACAUACCGACCAAACAGGCUUCCUUACUACAUCCCACUUUCACAAUGCGUUCAUUGCCUUCUUCCGUCGACGAUAUUACCACAAGCCCCCGAUCCAUUGGCCAACGUUUCAACUUGACGAGAUAGCGCCUCAUUUUCUCCUAGCUGUCAUUUUAACCGGGACUGCUUACUUGCAAUAUCUCGAUCAGUCUCCUCAACACUUCCUCACAGCAUCACUACUUGAGCUUGCCGAGAAGUACAUCUUCAAAGAGCUCAAGCGACUAGCAGAUCAGAAUGUCACUCCUCUUACAUCUAAGCACAUGCUUGAGAUAUGUCAAGCUUCCGUUCUGAUGAAUAGCCUUGAGGGUAGCACAAAUCACACUGAAGCUCGGCGGAGGAUUGCUAGUAAGCGCAUACCGACGCUUGUGGCGGUGUUGAGAAAGACUGGUCUGGUGGGCCUGAAACAUCAGCCAGAUGAGGUCAGCUGGGAGGAGUUUGUCCAUCAAGAGACUUGUAUCAGAGUGGUUUCGUGGACGUUUACCAAUGAUACCCUUAUGAGUUUAUUCUGCAAUCAUCCACCUGCUAUGACUGUGAAGGAAAUGGGGGGACCUCUUCCUUGUUUGAGCGAGUUAUGGGAGGCAGACUCAGGUGUGGCUUUCGAAGGACUUAGACAUAAACUAACAAGAGAAUAUCCAUCUAAUCGCCGUGAGGCUGUAUCUGGGCUACUUUCAGAUGAAUGGACUUCACUCAAAGAGUCUUUUGGGAGGUUGGACCCCACAGAUCUAUUUCUCAUCAGCGGAGGUCUAAUGCGUCACGUUUUCCACUGUCGCACAUCCAUCACAACACCUGACUACAUAUCCAUGGUCCUACGCGCUCUUGACAGAUGGGAUUCUCUCUGGAUCGACGCUUUUGAGCGUAUACCGGUAGAUGAACGAAAAUGGUUUGGCAUCGCGAGGCACUCUCCCGAAGUGAUUGCUUUAUCGAGAAGGAUGAUUGAGCUCAUUGGAUCGGAAGAGGCUGAGAAGUCUGCUUAUUUGCAGUGUGUGGCUACGUAUGAUACUGCUGUGUUUCAUGAGUUUGUUCAGAAAUAUGGACAAUGA
Fusarium coffeatum is the source of this 1728-nucleotide messenger RNA. RefSeq lists its product as uncharacterized. Gene Ontology annotation, biological process: DNA-templated transcription; regulation of transcription by RNA polymerase II. NCBI's taxonomy places the organism in Eukaryota, Fungi, Ascomycota, Sordariomycetes, Hypocreales, Nectriaceae. The coding region runs from base 1 to 1728 and encodes 575 amino acids. Gene Ontology annotation, cellular component: chromatin. Gene Ontology annotation, molecular function: DNA-binding transcription factor activity, RNA polymerase II-specific; zinc ion binding; RNA polymerase II cis-regulatory region sequence-specific DNA binding. The transcript is spliced from 2 exons. The record is from RefSeq and is a predicted model, not a curated record.